This is a messenger RNA of Plasmodium gaboni, 696 nucleotides long. RefSeq lists its product as hypothetical. The record is from RefSeq and is a predicted model, not a curated record. The transcript has a single exon. Bases 1 to 696 code for a protein of 231 amino acids. Lineage: Eukaryota; Apicomplexa; Aconoidasida; Haemosporida; Plasmodiidae.
AUGACAAAAUACAUAAAAGAAAGAAAAAAAUACAGAAUAAAUGAUCCUUACGAUGAAAAAGAAAAAAUAGCCAUAUCUCAAAAAAAACAUAAAGAAAAAGAGAAAACACAAGAAACUAAGAAACAUGAUGACACGAACAAAAGUAAUAAUAAUGUUGUAAACUCUUCUGAAAAUUUUAUAAAAAUAUAUAAAAACAUUUUAAAACAAAAUUACCACGUAGAAAAAUUUAAACAUAAAGAAAAAGAGAAAACACAAGAAACUAAGAAACAUGAUGACACGAACAAAAGUAAUAAUAAUGUUGUAAACUCUUCUGAAAAUUUUAUAAAAAUAUAUAAAAACAUUUUAAAACAAAAUUACCACGUAGAAAAAUUUAAAAAACAAAAUGAAAAUAUAGAAGAAAGUAAAAAAAAAGCAACAAGUAGGAAAAAAAUUAAAAAACUAAAUUUUAAAUUGAAAAAAAAUAAUCUUAUUGAAAAAGUAAUAAAAAAAAAAGCUUUUCUAGAAGCUAAAAAUACAGUGUUUCCAUCUUUAAAAAAAUGUAAUACAGUUCCUAAUAUUUCUAUCAAUCAAAAUAUAUCACAAAAUGAACCUAAUAAUAAUAAAAAGGAUAAAAAUAUAAAAAUUAAUUCUAAUAAUUACAUGAAAAACCCUAUUCAAUUUGUAAAAAAUAUGAUUCAACAGCAACAAAAAAAAUAG